Molecule: messenger RNA, 2056 nt
Organism: Chara braunii
Lineage: Eukaryota; Viridiplantae; Streptophyta; Charophyceae; Charales; Characeae
Source: the annotation of a GenBank genome assembly
GAGAGAGAGAGAGAGAGAGAGAGAGAGAGAGAGAGAGAGAGAGAGAGAGAGAGAGAGAGAGAGAGAGAGAGAGAGAGAUGGAGAGGUUAGGGACGAGAAGGAAGAGUAGGGAAAGAGGUGUAGGUGAUGCGAAUGUCUGCACGCUAUGGGGAAGGAUGCUGCUGCUGAGCGUGUUGGUCGGGAUCCCGACGUGUCGGGCACGGUGGGACAACCUGACGUCUCUUGUCCAAUUCUCGUCGACGAACCAGGCGUCUUCGCCGAAGUUUCCUGAUAAGGAAAGCAAUCUCCACGACGAUUUCGACCUUCCUGAUCCAGUCAGUUAUAAUUUCACUCAGGACUGGUUCAGCAGCAACGUCGGCCCUUGGAUUGACAAUCUUUCCCAUCUGAAAGGUCAGCCCAAUCGGUUGGGACUGGAGAUCGGCUCCUACGAAGGACGAAGCGCMACGUGGACAAUGACUCACCUCUUAACCCAUCCGUCGAGCAGAUUGAUCUGCUGCGAUCUGUUCCUCAGCCCUUGGUUCCCGMRCUUUCURAACAACACCCGCGCUUUUCGGCGGGAAAGACGCGUCUUUAUCCGACAAGGACCCACCGAAGAGACGUUAUCGGAUCCGCUUGUGACAUCUGGCAGGUACGACAUGAUUGUCGUCGACGCGGGCCAUUCGAGCGAGAGCGUUAUCCUCGACGCAUUACGCACCUGGCCKCUUUUAAAGGUAGRGGGGGUGAUGAUUUUCGACGAUUACCUGUGGCUGGAUUUGAGCGAUAAUGCGCCGAAGCCGGCAAUCGACAAGUUUUUGGAAUGGUUCGCAGACGAGCUGCAGUUGCUGCAUAAGGGAUACCAAGUGCUCGUGAAGAAGACAGAAGGAGAAGGAGGAGGACGAGAGGAAGGGAGAAAGGGAAAAGAGAAGGAGAAGGGGAUGGAGAAGGAGGAGGAGGAGGACGAGAGGGAAAGGAACAAAGUGGUUGAGAAGGAAAGGGAAAAGGAAAAGGAGGAUGAGAAAACAGAGAAGGAUGAACCGCUAAGGGAAGUGGAAAGGGAGAAAGAAAAAGGGGAAAAGGAAGGAAAUGAGAAAGAGAAAGGGAAAGCAAGGGGUAAGGACGGUGGACGGGAGAGGGUAAGGCCCAGGGAAAGGGUGAAGAUGAAAGGAAAGGAGAAGAGGAGGAAAUGGGCCCAAAAAGCCCACCAAGAAAAGGAGAAGGAAAUGGUGGUUCCACAGGGAGGCGUCGAUGGUGGCAAACCGACAAAGGAAGUAGCAGUAAAAGAGACAGACCCUCAGGUACGUGGGGAAAAGAACUUGGACAAAGAUAUCCAGAUGGAUCAUUCCGACACAGUUCAGCGUAAGGAGGAUGAAGUCAAGAUCCUCGACGGCAGCGAUGGUACGGAGACGAGUCAACGACAGGACUCUGACGUUACUUCUGGUACCCACGACUCCCCGACAGGGGGUAAAGUUGUCCCUGACCCCCAGGGAGGCGUCGUUGGUGGCAAACCGACAAAGGAAGUAGCAGUAAGAGAGACGGACCCUCAGGCACAAGGGGAAAAGAACUUGGACAAGGUUAUCCAGAUGGAUCAUUCUGACACAGUCCAGCGUAAGGAGGAUGAAGUCAAGAUCCUCGACGGCAGCGAUGGUACUGAGACGAGACAUCAACAGGACUCUGACGAUACUUCCGGUACCCGUAAGGCUCACUGCCCUCCUSACUCUCCAGUACCCAGCUCGAGACGGAAUGGUGCCAUUGGUUCCAGCGGUACAAGGCCUACGGGUCCGGUGUACCUGUCUCCAGCAGCAGUAAUCCCGUUGGUACCGCAGUCUUGACCCGGUAGUCUUGGAUCAGAGCCCAGCGGUUCCAUGAGUUUCAUGAUCACUGCCCGAGUGAAUUUUCCCCCGGACCGGAUCAAGUAUUGUACCAUGUGAUAACGGCAUCUGCUUCAAUGUCCUCUCUCAGCUACGAACCAGCAACCUUGUAGAAACAUAAUAGCUCCGGACUGCAGUGGCUGCACCGAUACCAGAUCAACGCCAAGGUCGAACCACAGACCAUAUCAAAACAAAAGAGGCAGACUGGA